This is a messenger RNA of Esox lucius (northern pike), 2924 nucleotides long. RefSeq names its product cGMP-dependent protein kinase 2. Bases 367 to 2688 code for a protein of 773 amino acids. The transcript has 19 exons. Gene Ontology annotation, biological process: protein phosphorylation. Gene Ontology annotation, molecular function: cGMP-dependent protein kinase activity; ATP binding. The record is from RefSeq and is a predicted model, not a curated record. NCBI's taxonomy places the organism in Eukaryota, Metazoa, Chordata, Actinopteri, Esociformes, Esocidae.
UAGGGGUAGCCAAAUGCUAAAACGGAUUAAUAUAACAAUCAUUAUAUUGUCUAGGAGUCGCCUCCAGUACCCUAAUCAGUAGUCAACAUUACGGGAUCAAGCAUUUGAAGACAUGUCAGACGACAAUCCAUUCAAGAGAGAUUACGUCUUUGUUUUCACUGGUGUUUACACACGUUAAGAGACUCAUUAGUAACUUUCACAAAACAGUGCGGUACAUUUCCAGAAUCAAGGAACGUAUUCAACGCUAUUGGGAUUAUAAGAUAAAGCGUAACACAGAACUCUUCCUCAAGGGGAAAAUCUUAGAUUUCAUCAGCCACUGGACAGAGCAUUAUCAGUGACUAGUCAAGUGUGACCCAGAGCUUUCCUAUGGUGGCCAGCCAUCAGCUGGCCAUGGGCAACGGUUCAAUCAAAGCCCCACAGCCAGAGAACAGGUUCCCAGCCUCGGGCCUCAAGGUGGAGCCCCCAGCCAGCACAUCGUGGAACACAGAGACCCUGAGGCUCAGGAUAGCACAUCUGGAAGGGGAACUGGCCAAGAGGGACCAGGAGUUCAAAGCCCAAGAGCUGAAGCUGCUGAGCCUACAGACAGAGCUGGAUGUUAAAGUCUCCCAGAUAGAAAAGCUCCAGGAUGCAAUCGGUUACAACAACCAGGGUUGCUACCCCCCGACUCCCAAACACAAUGGCCACCGCCUACUCAGUGUCAUCAACCAGGGUCCCACACGCUUCCACAGGCUGGCCGUGGAGGUCCACCGCCGGCUCAAAGCAAAGGAAGGUGUGUCAGCUGAACCCACCUCUGGGCUCUUCUGUGGGGGUUUCAGAACCCACCAUUUGUCAACAGAGAGGGCCCGUGUCCGCAAGGACUCCAGCACCAAAAAACUGAUCAAUGAUGCCAUCAUGAACAAUGAUUUCCUGAAGAAGCUGGAUCCUCAGCACAUGAGGGAGAUGGUGGAGUGCAUGUAUGAGAGGACCUACACCGAAGGCCAGGUGGUCAUCCAGGAGGGGGAGCCUGGGAACUACCUCUAUGUCCUGGCAGAUGGCUUAUUAGAGGUCAUCCAGAAUGGUAAAUUGCUCGGAGAGAUGCGCCCCAGGACUGCCUUCGGAGAGUUGGCUAUAUUGUAUAACUGUAAGAGAACAGCUACCGUAAAAGCUGUAUCCAAGGUUCAUAUCUGGGCUUUGGACCGCCAGACCUUCCAGAGUAUUAUGAUGAAGUCUACACAGGCCACGCAAGAGGAGUACUUCAGCUUCUUACGCAGUGUGUCUUUGUUGAGAGAUCUGCCAGAAGAGAAACUUGCCAAAAUCGUUGACUGUCUGGAAAUUGAUUAUUUUGAUAAAGGAGAGUACAUUAUUCGAGAAGGCGAGGAAGGGAACACUUUUUUCAUCAUAGCUAAAGGAGAGGUGUGUGUCACCCAGACCACGGAAGGCUGGACUGAGCCUCAGGAGAUAAAGACUCUAGGUGUGGGCGACUACUUUGGAGAAAAAGCCCUCAUAAGUGAGGAUGUGCGUUCAGCGAACAUCAUCUCCACUGAGAAUGACACCCAGUGCUUAGUGGUAGACAGAGACAACUUCAACCAGAUUGUUGGCACCUAUGAGGAACUGCAGGCGUAUCUAAAAGAAUAUGUUAAAGAGCUCUCCCUAUGUGACGAGAGGAGAAAUGCCCUGCCCAUUUCCCCCCUUAUUGACUCGUCCCCGGAGGCCCAGGAAGUGCGUCGGCUCAGGGAGAGAAUUGCAGUCAUCCCCACCCAUGACCCCUUCCAGGACCUGAAGGUCAUAGCCACACUGGGCAUGGGCGGCUUUGGCCGAGUAGAAUUGGUGAAACUGACGGAUGAAGACACCACAUUUGCUCUGAAGUGCAUUAAAAAGAAGCACAUUGUGGACACGAGACAACAAGAGCACAUCUACUCUGAAAAGAACAUCCUUCAGCAAACCAACUCACAGUUUAUUGUCAGGUUGUUUCGGACAUUCCGGGAUGACAAGUAUGUGUACCUCCUCAUGGAGGCCUGCCUGGGCGGGGAGCUGUGGAGUAUACUACGGGACAUGAGUUACUUUGAGGAGCAGACAGGGCGCUUCUGCAUCGCCUGUGUCCUGGAAGCUUUUGACUACCUCCACACCAGAGGAAUCAUCUACAGGGACCUGAAACCUGAGAACCUGCUACUGGGUGCAGAAGGCUACGUCAAGAUGGCUGACUUCGGCUUUGCUAAGAGGAUUGGUAUGGGGAAAAAGACAUGGACGUUCUGCGGCACCCCUGAGUAUGUAGCACCAGAGGUUAUCAUGAACAAGGGCCAUGACUUUGGAGCUGACUGCUGGUCUUUGGGGAUCCUUAUCUAUGAGCUGCUGACUGGCAGUCCACCCUUUUCGGGCACCGACCCUAUAAAGAUCUACACCAUGGUCCUUCAUGGGAUUGAGAAGGUUGACUUCCCCAAGAGAAUUAGCAAGCGUCCCGAUGACCUCAUCAGAAGACUCUGCAAGCUCAACCCAGUGGACCGGCUUGGUAAUAAGAAGAACGGCAUUAUUGACAUUAAGAAACACAAGUGGUUCCAGGGCUUCAACUGGGAGGGGCUGAGACGCCAAAAGCUAAUUUCCCCACUGAAGAGAGAGCUGAAGGGGCCGAUGGACCACAGUCACUUUGACACCUUCCCACCAGAGCUGGAGGACCCUCCAGACGAGCUGUCAGGCUGGGAUAAGGACUUCUAAAGUGUCCCCGGAGCCUCCACAGACAUUACUGAAUUCUGUAAUCCCACAUCUUCCAUGCAGUGGUCAUACCUGCAUUACAGCGCCUACCUGUUGCUGCCUUGCUGGCCUGAAGAAAAACAAGAUGGCCUCUUUUUUCAAGGCUGUGUUAGCCUCUUGGUCAGAGGAACAGUGUAUUGGGCCUCUUGAAACUCUCAUGAGAGAGCAAGGGCAUCAUAAAGUAGUGGAAAUACUUUUAA